AUGCCUAAGUCAAAGGAACUUGUAUCUUCAAGCUCAUCUGCGAGUGACUCAGAUAGCGAAGUUGACAAAAAGGCCAAGCGGAAAAAGCAAGCAGCUCCAGAAAAGCCUGUAAAGAAACAAAAGACUGGUGAAAGUUCAAAAGGUGCAGCUUCUUCUAAGCAAAGCAGUAACAGAGACGAGAAUAUGUUUCAGAUUGGCAAAAUGAGAUAUGUCAGUGUUCGUGACUUUAAAGGGAAAGUCUUAAUUGAUAUUAGAGAAUAUUGGAUGGAUCAAGAAGGUGAAAUGAAGCCUGGAAGAAAAGGUAUUUCUUUGAAUCCAGAACAGUGGAACCAGCUGAAGGAACAAAUUUCUGAUAUUGAUGAUGCAGUAAGAAAACUGUAAAGACAAAGCCAUACAGAAACUUUUAUCAUUUCAGUUGUUACAAGCGGUCUUUUUACAUUGGCUUUUGUUUUCUAAAAUAUUGUUUUCCAAGCUAUUGUAUAUUUGGAUUGCAAAACAAUUUGUAAGAUGAAUACUUUUUUUAUGUGCAUUAAAAGUGUAUUCUGAGUGAAGCUAUUUGUGUAUACUUUACUAAAAGGAGAUGUGUUGCUUUCACCUCAUGAUGUAAAAUAAACAAAUCAAAUAAUAUGUAAAGCA
Apaloderma vittatum (bar-tailed trogon) is the source of this 636-nucleotide messenger RNA. RefSeq names its product SUB1 homolog (S. cerevisiae) (gene SUB1). NCBI's taxonomy places the organism in Eukaryota, Metazoa, Chordata, Aves, Trogoniformes, Trogonidae. The record is from RefSeq and is a predicted model, not a curated record. Gene Ontology annotation, biological process: positive regulation of transcription initiation by RNA polymerase II. The transcript is spliced from 4 exons. The coding region runs from base 1 to 381 and encodes 126 amino acids. Gene Ontology annotation, cellular component: nucleus; transcription regulator complex. Gene Ontology annotation, molecular function: DNA binding; transcription coactivator activity.